This is a messenger RNA of Osmia bicornis bicornis, 4276 nucleotides long. RefSeq names its product UNC93-like protein. Gene Ontology annotation, molecular function: potassium channel regulator activity. The coding region runs from base 1007 to 2713 and encodes 568 amino acids. The transcript is spliced from 10 exons. The record is from RefSeq and is a predicted model, not a curated record. NCBI's taxonomy places the organism in Eukaryota, Metazoa, Arthropoda, Insecta, Hymenoptera, Megachilidae. Gene Ontology annotation, cellular component: striated muscle dense body; plasma membrane. Gene Ontology annotation, biological process: regulation of potassium ion transport; regulation of muscle contraction.
AGUGGCUGUGAAACGGCUGUUUCACUCUCGUACACUUAAGAUUUCGCAGGAACAGGGUAGGAUGUAGUACGCACUCUCCCUGUUAUCGACCAUAUCAAGAGAAGUGGUACACCAAAAGGAGAACGAACGAUGGCGAGCAACACCGAGUCCAACCGAGGGAGGAGAAUCGUGCUCUUGGUGUUGCUACUUUCGUUGGAACCUGAAUGGACACUGCAUAUCCCCGUUUAUACAACUCUGAUUUACUAAACGUCUUAAAUAAUCUAAUUUUUCUUAACUCGUUUGUUAAAUGUACAAAGUUCUACAGGUUGCGCGUGCCCCUACCGCGGUAGGUAACCAACCGAGGUGCCGCGUUUAAAUCGCGAUCAGAAAACCUCGUUCUUUCGUUAAUAAAAAAAGUAGAAAGCAGUUUGUGAAAAUUGUGUAAAUAAGAACGAAUCAUUGGAGAAAUGAAUGAUAUCGUUGUUGGUAUCAAUGUGUGAGAUUCCCCUUAGUCCUGCGGUUUAUAACAUGGUUUAUCGAUUAUUGCCUACGAAGAUACAAGUGAUAUAAAUACACGGUAAAUAAUGACAGGAGAGUGGUGCAGGUACAUGAUGAUACGUUGAAACGCAGAACGUUUAAAUGUGCUUUCAGCUUGUUACGAAUCCUUUGUGAUUAUUUUUCAGUAGACGAAGAAACUGACGAGUUUAGGUGCUUGUGUGCUUUUUUUAAAGCAGUGUUUUCAUCGACUAUUUUGUCUUGGUUUUGUAUCAUGUGAUUAACGAAUUAAAAUGAUUUCGAUGAGACGUUACCGGAUAAAAAGUCAUGCUGAAUUCUGGAUAAUAGAAUAGUACAACUUUAAGAGACGAGGUACACGUAAGGAGUAGAUGAAUGGAUGGAAGGUGAAAGAAAAUCAUCGCAGCAAUGUUAAUAACCGCACGCUUCCUUGACAAUGAUUCGAACGAGAAUCAGCGAGGCGUUGGGCUCUAAGGAGAUACAUUAAAGAAGGAAAAGAGGAAGAAAUCAAAUCAUGGGCUCGUUGCCAAAUCUUCAUGAAUUGUCGAAGGAGAAGCUCGGUAGUCCUGCUUACCGACCAGCACCCAUCGGUGGUUUAGGACCUAUUCGGUUACCAGCUCAACCUCCUCCAUUAGCGCAUACCCAUAGACGCGCCAGAAGCAGUGGUCAUCACCACACUCUGUGGGACAAUGAUACUAUGCUGGAGCAUAUGGCAGCAUACUCUCCAAUCUCCUGUCGUUCAACCAGAACAUCAGCCUUGUCCUGGCGUCGACGAGAUUCGAUGAAUUCCUCUGCAGGAGCGUCGUCUGUGCGUCGUUUGAUAGCAGCUGUAAGGGCAGCACCUUCAGGUCCAAGACCGCCGAAGAAAGCGAUUCUAAGGCAUUGCGCUGCUCUUCUAUUAGGACAUGCGAGCUGUUCAGCCGCGACGCUGCCCAUAUUUCCCUUACAGGCUGGUCUUGGUACCUUCAAUCCUCAACUGGGGCCGAUGUUGUUGGCUCUACUUUUCGCAACCGCAACGAUCACCACUUGCUUCGCGCCGAUCCUCGUCCAGCGAUUUGGAACAAAUCUUGCAAUAAGCAGCAGCCACGUGGCCACCACCAUUUUUGUCGGAGUACAUCUUUAUCCUAAAUGGUACAUAUUGCUACCCAGUUACGCUAUGCUGGGUGCAUGCAUGAGCCCAAGUUUUAUAGCAAGGGUGUCACAUGUAAAUGCUUCGGCAACGAGUUUAGCUCUGGUAUCUGUCGAUCCUGAGGAUCCUGAUGAAACAAGACGCGAGUGCCUUUUGAGAAGACUUAAUCGAGGGAUUAAAUUAGCAGAAGAUUUCGGUCUUGCAUUGGGUUGUCUAAUCGCUGCCAUACUUGUGAAACUAACAAAUUCAAUAUCGCUUAGUACAAUAAACGGUGAGGUAAAUGAUAUCUGCGGAGCAGAAUAUUGUCCAGAAGAGAUUUAUCUUUACAAUGGCACAACUAAUUUACCUACAUUAUCAUCUGGAACAUCAAAGAUGUUAGUUAGCAUAUGGCUCGGUCUUGCUGUACUAGGUUUAAGUAUAUCCUGUGCUUUCCUCGAUUCUAGAAUGAAGGAACCACAGACCGUAAAUGAAAAACAUAGCACUAAAAGUAUUCUCACAUCUAUAAAAACUGCAUUUCAAGAUCCUAAGUUACAAUUGGCUGCGCCGUUAACGCUUUUCAUCGGACUUGAACAGGGUUUCAUCUAUGCAGAUUUUAUAGAAGCAUACGUAGUCUGUGCAUUGGGAGGAGCUGGUACAGUAACAUUAAGUUUUCUAAGUUUAGCAUCUUUGCAAGCUCUCGCUGGUGUUACUUUAUCCAUGCUUUUGAGGCAUAUUAAAAGGUAUUUUGUUGUAGUUGUAGGAUUUGUAUUUCAUGCGUGUUUAUUACUGGUCUUGAUCACUUGGAGACCAUCUGGUGACGAUCCAGCACUUUUUCAUGUUAUAUCUGCUGCUUGGGGAGUUUGCAAUUCCAUUUGGGAAACUUUAAUAUACACAUUAGUAUUGGGAUUGUAUCCAAAUUCUUGGCAAGGACCUUUAUCAACGUCCCUCUUUUGGAGGUGGCUUGGACUUGCUCUGACUCUUGGUUUACAUGGAUUGGUCUGCACACGAUUUCGUGUACUUGGUCUUGCUUGUGUGCUACUUCUCUCGGUAGUUCCUUACAUAUGGUUAGAGAUUAGACUGGCUAAAAGAGGUAAAAGUCUAGCACCAUUGUGACUGAGAGAUCCAACUACAAGUGAUCUGGGUUCAAAUACGAAAAUAGAAGCUCGUUACAGAGAUUGAGAUAAGUUCGUUCCAUUUGGCUUAAGAAGGACAAGGAGACAUAAUAGAAACAGGAAGCUCUUUCCAGGACACAGUAUAUGUAAAACAAAGAAACAUUCAAGACGUAGGGUAAACAGUGUUGCUUUCACGUGUAACACUGAAGAAAAUCAAACUACAAAUAUUAGUACUAUCGAACAAAAUGUAUCCGCGAAAGAGGUAGUGGCAGAAGUUUCUUUGCCAUCUACGAAUGAACAUCGGACAAGCGUUACAGACCACUGCAGUGUUCUUCCUGUAUCUGAAGGCUGAAUUUUUUAUUUCAUUUUGAAUAAACUCUCGAAAAGAUUUUAAUUACGAAAUAUAAGUAAUGUCCAAAUAUUUCUGUACUCGGUACGGAAAGGUUUAGAUGCGAAAUAUGUCUCUAUAUAAUAUUGAGCACAACUUAUAUUUUAUAUCUGGAUUAAAAUUAAAAAUGAAACAUUAUUCAAUGAUUUGAUAACAAUAUAUUUUAACAUGAAAUGUUAACAAUUUUACAGGCUUUGUCAACCGAUUAAACAUGAUAUACUCAACAUAGUCUUUCUUAAAAGUUGAAUGGAACGAACAUGAAUAAAAUAAAUCACAAAGAAUUCAUCAUCAAGCAUAAAUGCUCUUACAGAAAAUCUCUUGUUCCGUUAUAGUACGAACAAUUUAACAUGAAUUGUCGUACAAGACUGAACGAUCAUAGCAUAUAUGUAGUACAUAUAAUGUUAUUAACGAUUGAUCAUCGUAGUAUCUUUCUGACAAAUCACUGACGUUGAAACGUCGAAAUGUACCUGAUGUCUUUCAAAACCAAAUUAAUUAUAAUUGUGCGUGGAAAAAGAAAAAAAGGAGAUCGUUAAAAUAUAUCUGCCCUGUAUCACAGAAACGAAAAUACUAUAAAGUAUUUAAUAUAAGCAUAGGUGUCUAUUAAUUCGUUCAACAGGAGACCAUAUUUGUUGUACGAGUUUUCGUUCGUUCUGCGCAUGCGUGGUUCAAGCACGCUACUUCUGCGCAUGCGUGGUUCGAGCGCGCUACAUCUGCGCAUGCGUGGUUCGAGCGCGCUACGUCUGCGCAUGCGUGGUUCGAACGCGCUACGUCUGCGCAAGCGCGUAGUGGUACUGCGCGGCAUAUCCAACCAUCUUAUAUUCAGUAUACUCCCGAUCUUCGUGACGUUAGCACGUGUUUUCUCUAUUUGUAUAUUUUUUUAUCCAUCACGUGAAGGUAGAAGAAGGAGUAGAGAGCCUUCCUCAACUGCGUAAAACAGUAGGUACAUUACCUGAUCGAUAUACGCUCCACGAACAAGUUUAGCACCGAAAUAAAAGUUCUGACGUUCAGCUUGUUCGAGAUCCGUUUUCACUUCAUUAUAUGCUUCUUGCAAAUAUGUUUGGUGAACUGAUGCCAACACCUACUGUAUUUCGCGUCGUUCCGCCUCUUCCUGGGAGAUAUCUUCUUCAACGGAAUAAUCAAGGAUAGGUUUUACACCGAACUGUCGUAAUCUAUCCA